GACGGCGCGGCCGGGCAGGGCGGCCCCGCGGAGCCAGGCUUCGAGGUCGCGCUGCUCGAGCAGCAGCGCUCCAUCGGCGGCGGCGUGUUCGCCUGCGACGGCAGCGCCGUCUACAGCGGCAAGGAGGCCUCGGUCAACACCAAGGUCUUCAUGGACAUCUGGGAGCGGGUGCACGAGGACGGCGCCUACAGGAGGCACGACUGGACGGUGAAGGCGGACGUCGACGCGGUGUUCUUCCCGCACCGGUUGCGGCAGCGGCUGUGGGACUUGAGGCCGUCGGUGGGCAGCCCGGCACUCGUGAAGAACAGCGACUCCAAGCAUGGAUUCAGGGGCGCCAUCGAGAUUCUCAACGCGAUGGCCGUGGACAUGCUGGUGCAGAACCAAGGAUCCUGCUUCGAGGAGCUCGGCGAGGGCACCGGCGAGGACUCCUUCGUCUACGGCUGCCUCAACCACUCGCACGGGGUGGAGCAGGUGGGCGCCAGAGACCUCCUCAGCGACCAGCUGUCCACACCGCCGCAGGAGCCGCAGGAGCCGCAGCCUCGCGCGGCGGCCGCCUGAGACUGCGCGGCAAGGGCGGCGCCAGCGCCGACGGCGGCGCCAAGCGGCAGCGGGCCGCGCCACCGGACGAGCCGGGCGGCGGCGGCUUCUUCGGCAGGGAGGGCGAGGCGGCCCUGGACGACGCCUUCUCGAGCUUCCAGGGGGAGGACUUCAGCCCGGGGAAGCAGGCGCUGGACUUCAGCCUGGGAGAGUAG
Prorocentrum cordatum is the source of this 752-nucleotide messenger RNA. The record is from the annotation of a GenBank genome assembly. NCBI's taxonomy places the organism in Eukaryota, Dinophyceae, Prorocentrales, Prorocentraceae.